AUGCUACUCAACAUUAUCAAAGGUCCAACUUGCUUCCAAGACAUCCGAACAGUCGAUGGAAUCAUUUGUGCCACAUACAAGGAAACAUGUUAUUUCCUAGGAUUACUUGACGGGGACAAUGAGUGGAAUGAGGUUCUAAAAGAAGCUGCUACAUGGUCAAAUGCACCACAACUGCGUGAGCUAUAUGUAACAAUUCUACUCUUCUGUGAGGUGUCAGAACCAAAAACUCUAUGGGAGGAGCAUUGGCAAAACCUUUCCGAUGAUAUACAGUAUAGACAACGACGUCGUCUCGGUAUUGAAGGGUUGUGUCUAGCAGAAGAUGAAAUCCAAAAUUACUCGCUCUAUGAGUUUGAACAGAUCUUAAAAAGAGGAAAUAGAAGCCUAAAAGAGUUCCCUGGAAUCCCAUUUCCUGAUAUGACCCAUCUUGAAGACAUUGGAAAUAGGAUGAUUAUGGAGGAGCAAAAUUAUGACACAUGCACAUUGACUCAAGAAUCAAAUCACCUUCAAAGAGGUUUAAACGUUGAACAGAAACAAAUUUACGACACUAUAAUCCAAUCUGCUUAUCGACAAGAAGGCGGGGUGUUCUUUGUCUAUGGAAGUGGAGGCACAGGGAAAACUUAUCUAUGGAGAGCCUUAAUAUCAAAGUUAAGAUCUGAAAAUAGCAUAGUCCUUGUGGUGGCAUCAUCGGGUAUCGCAUCAUUACUUGUGCCAGGUGGACGAACAACACACUCGAGGUUUAAAAUACCAUUUGCACUAAAUGAGUAUUCCUGCUGCAACAUUGACCAGGGAUCUGAUCUAGCCCAUUUAAUAAAAAAGGCAAGCCUCGUUAUAUGGGAUGAGGCACUAAUGGCACACAUACAUGCCUUUGAAGUAGUUGACCGUACAUUCCGAGAUAUCAUGCAACUACGUGACCCAUCCUCUAUGGAAAAAGUAUUUGGUGGCAAGUUAGUUGUCUUAGGUGGAGAUUUUAGACAGGUUCUUCCUGUUGUUAAAAAGGUUAAUCAAGCAGAUUUCAUCGAUGCGUCCAUUAACAAAUCCUCAGCAAUAUGGCCACAUUGUAUAGUCUUUAAAUUAGAGACAAACAUGAGAUUAUUGCAGAGUAGUAAUGAAGAAGAGAAGAGACAACUAACUGAGUUCAGCAACUGGGUAUUACAUGUAGGAGAUGGAAAAUUACCAGCAAUUGCAAAAGAAGGGGAGGAUGAACCAAUGUGGAUCAACAUACCUGAUGACCUGUUGAUAAAGGCCGGAGAAGUCUCAAUUGAAGAAAUGGUGGAAUGUGUCUACCUAGACCUUCUUCAAGAAUACACCAACCCAACAUACCUACAACAACGUGCCAUACUUGCAUCGAAAAAUGACUUGGUUGAUAAGAUCAAUGAUCAAAUACUCAAAAUGAUACUAGGAGAGGAAAAAGUCUAUAAGAGUGCAAAUAGAGUAUGCCCAUUGACUAGGACGGGGGUGAAUGUCGAAGCAUUAUACCCAACGGAAUUCUUGAAUACACUGCAGUUACCAGGAAUACCAAAUCAUGAAUUAAAACUUAAGGUGGGAUGCCUUGUUAUUUUGUUGCGGAACAUUGACCACAGUCGUGGACUUUGCAAUGGUACAAGACUAAUUAUUGUCACAAGAUUAGAGAAACGAGUAAUCCAAGCCAAAGUUAUAACUGGAACACAUGUGGGCAAGAAGGUACCAAUCAGCAGGGUGGAAAUGUCACCAUCUGAUACAGUGGCCAUUCACCUUAAAGCGGAGGCAAUUUCCUCUAAAACCAUGUUUUGCAAUGACAAUAAAUAA
Chenopodium quinoa (quinoa) is the source of this 1785-nucleotide messenger RNA. Its product is annotated as ATP-dependent DNA helicase PIF1-like. The record is from RefSeq and is a predicted model, not a curated record. The transcript has a single exon. Gene Ontology annotation, biological process: telomere maintenance; DNA repair. Bases 1 to 1785 code for a protein of 594 amino acids. Gene Ontology annotation, molecular function: DNA helicase activity. NCBI's taxonomy places the organism in Eukaryota, Viridiplantae, Streptophyta, Magnoliopsida, Caryophyllales, Amaranthaceae.